UCCUCGAGUCCUCUCAUCCACAAUCCAGCCAAGAUGAUGUCUCAGUCUCUCAGGGCUUCGUCCUCCCUCUUUGCCCGUGUCGCCCGGCAGCAGGCCCCCUCUGUCGCUCGCCGCACCUUCUUGACCUCCGCUGUCCGCCGCGCCGACCCUGUCCAGGAACUCUACCUUCGCGAGCUUCGUGCCUACAAGCCUACGCCCGUCAAGCCCGGCGACGCUGAUGCCCACGUCCAGAAGUUUAGCGCUCCUGCUGCCCCCAAGUCUCCCGAAGAAGCCAACCUCGCCAAUGAGCUGAGCUCUUACGAGUCCCAGGAGGUCGAGGUCGAGGGCCAAGCCGCUGCUGGCGAGGCCGCCCCUGCUGAGGAGAGCUGGUUUGAGGAGGACGAGGAUGAGACCCCUGCCGCUCACUAAGCAUCUUUCAUACUGCUAGAAAGCACGGUCCGGAAAGGCGGAACCGAUAGAGAAGGGUUGAGACUCGGCGAUGUCUCUUGUUGAGUUCUGAAGACACUCUGUAAAUUAAACAUAUUUGGAGCUUAUGAAAUUCCCUUGAGUUGUCAAUAUU
Messenger RNA from Aspergillus nidulans FGSC A4, 559 nucleotides. Its product is annotated as ATP synthase subunit H. The transcript has 3 exons. Gene Ontology annotation, biological process: proton motive force-driven ATP synthesis. The record is from RefSeq and is a predicted model, not a curated record. Lineage: Eukaryota; Fungi; Ascomycota; Eurotiomycetes; Eurotiales; Aspergillaceae. The coding region runs from base 34 to 408 and encodes 124 amino acids.